Messenger RNA from Ramularia collo-cygni, 1593 nucleotides. Its product is annotated as related to RTT109-regulator of Ty1 transposition. The transcript has a single exon. Gene Ontology annotation, molecular function: histone H3K56 acetyltransferase activity. NCBI's taxonomy places the organism in Eukaryota, Fungi, Ascomycota, Dothideomycetes, Mycosphaerellales, Mycosphaerellaceae. The record is from RefSeq and is a predicted model, not a curated record. Gene Ontology annotation, cellular component: nucleus. Gene Ontology annotation, biological process: DNA damage response. The coding region runs from base 1 to 1593 and encodes 530 amino acids.
AUGGCAUUCUCGCAAGGACAGCAGCCUCUUCCUUCACUCAAGGACAAGCUAGCUGUCGCACUACCAGCAGGCUUCAAUCCAAAGAUCCGAUAUAUUCACUCACCAUCGAAACCAUGCGAUCCGCUGUUCUCAACGUUUCCUGGGCACGAACCGGCAAAGACACGACUGGCAAAUCAUUUCCUUACAAUGAGCGUCGAUGCGGCGUCCAUCACCCCUGACAAUACCUUUGGAUCCAAGCAUGUCAUCAGCUUUGCAGUAGAGGUUCUCGUCUAUGCGACCAAACACCUGACCACGAUAUUCGUGAGCAAGGUGGAUUCGACAUCCUUCAUUCCUCGCCAAAGGCCUUCUCCUAUAAAAACUACAGUGACUACCUUCCUUCGUUGGCUGAUCGACAAGGAAAGACAGAAGCAUCCUGGCAGGAAGAUUGUUAUCUCACUCUUCGCUCGAGCACAGUCAGCUUAUCUCUUCCCAGGAUCUGCAGAUGACAAGUCAAAACAUGUGCUGGAUGAUCGACAAUUGAUCAAGUGGUGGGCCAGGGUGUUGGAUCCUAUUAUCGACAGAGGAGGUCACACAUCUGCAGCCGAAGUUUCGCAUCAAGGGUAUAUUACGGUGCCAGGCUAUGCGGGCAAUGAGCUCAAGAGAUCGUUCAUGCCUCCAUCAUCGGAGUCUACCGAGAWCCAACCAAGAUGGCUUGCUGGACAUCCGCUUCUUGAACUGGCCCAAACACGAGGAGUUCCAGAACAUGCCCCAACACGGUGCUUUCUUCCGCGCUUUCCAGACGAUCCCAAGGCAAGGUUCAUCCAGGAUCUAGAUGAUGAGAUCGGGCUCUCAGAUGAUUCGAAAGUGCAGUCAAGUCCCUCGAAAAAGUCAAAGAACGGAAUGUGGAAUUCCGUGCGAGAUCUUGACAGGUUUUGGGAAGCCAUGGAGUUCAGACAGGAAUGUUCGUCAGGGAGAGUCGUUGGAUUUCUCUGGCUGGUGAUCUCUCCCAAGCAGAGCGACACAACUUUGCAGGACGAAGACAACAUUGAAAGCCAGGAUCUGCUACCAACAGACGCAUCACAAUCCAGCAUUCCACCUUCUCAAUCUGAUGAUUAUGGUAGCCCGAAAAAGCGCAAAAAAAGGCCCCUUACCGGCCCAAUCGUCACUCGAAUGCCAAGACUAAAAGGAGGCUCAUCGUCCCUCUCUGGACUCUCCGAACUUGCGAGCCCGGACAGCUCAGGUGAUGGGAUUGUUAUAUCCGAAGAAGGUUACGACAAAGCCAUGCAAACAAUGCUACAUCUCGACUUUUCGAGCCUGCAGGCAGCGAUCCGGAGUACGAAUCGAUGGAUUGCCGAAGUCACAAGUGUCUGCGGGUUGAACGGCGACUUCGGAGUCGGGCUUUCCGGGCUUGCGCCCGUAGAGAUCAGCCCUGCUGUGGCUACGGCGAACGGAAGCACGAAUGCAGGUGUGAACGAUCUCGGUGGCAUGGUGAGGAAGAAGCGCAAGGUAGAAGAGGGUAGUCAAGCUGCGGCAGAGUCGACCGUGAAUACGCUUGGUGGAGGUUUGAUACGAAAAAAGGCGAAACCUAAAGCUGAUGAGCAGAACAGCUUCUGA